AUGAUGGUCGAUCCUUUUGAAGUGCGCAUGCGCUUCACAACUCAAUUACAACACCUGAGCGCAUCAGUUACAUCCUCACAAAAAGCCGCCCAUUAUGCCCUCAAAUACCGCGAUCUGGAUGAGGACCUUCAUUCUUGCAUUUUAGAACAAAUUGAAAGGAAUAAUAUGAACACCCGAGCGAAUAUAAUGUCCUUCAUCGAACACUUCUGCGAGAUGGCCACCAAGGAAGACCACCUUCCCUACGUGAGAAUGAUGCAGCGCGAUAUUCUUCGUGUGGUUGAUGCGGUCGUUCCUCCCGACGGAACUGGUGCCGCCAAUGUCAAGCAUGUGCGGCGAGUUCUCGGUAGUCUUCAAACGAAAGAAAUUCUUUCCGCCGAUACUGUCGCAGAGAUCGACGCCGCCCUCAAAGACCGUGACUCACACCACGAACAUCUAGAUGAACAAGAAGAUGGAAAUGACGAUAGCGCUCAAUCCAAGGCUGGAACGCCACACCCCAAAUCAUCCGUACGUCUCGACAAGCGCCAGAUCGAGCAGCGAAUUGAGGAAGAUCGUGAACGUAACAAACGUCUUCGAGAAAGUAUGUGGGCCGUCACUGGUGACGACAUUGAGGAGUGUCAGAGGUUCUACGAUGAAGUCAGUGACAUUGGCGAGGAUGAUUUUCUUAAUGCCAGGGAGGAGGCUGAAGAACGUCGUCUUUGCGGCGAGGCUUUGUUGAGACAAAAUGAGCGAGAGUACGCCCCGGCUUCCUGA
Messenger RNA from Penicillium angulare, 750 nucleotides. Its product is annotated as CTD kinase subunit gamma. Gene Ontology annotation, cellular component: CTDK-1 complex. The transcript is spliced from 2 exons. The record is from RefSeq and is a predicted model, not a curated record. Gene Ontology annotation, biological process: positive regulation of DNA-templated transcription, elongation; positive regulation of transcription by RNA polymerase I. The coding region runs from base 1 to 750 and encodes 249 amino acids. NCBI's taxonomy places the organism in Eukaryota, Fungi, Ascomycota, Eurotiomycetes, Eurotiales, Aspergillaceae.